CUUAAUCGUUGCGAUAUGUAUAUAUGUUCAGCUCGAAAAUGAAUUGCGACGUCGAAAUCCAGACUCGAGAAGCUGCUCCGUAUUUUCUGCGUUUUCGGCUCGCUGAGGACGAGUUUCGUGCGCGAAUCGUUGUCGGAAGUGCCGAAGUGACAUGCAUCCGGUUUGCUCGACUGAUCUGCCCAUUGGAGUGGAAAUCUCUGAGAAAUUGAUGAAUAAUGAAAUCCCUGGAGAUUCGAUCUGGCGGAGCUUGCGGCCGCACCGUGGAGGCAGUUGCAGUUCCGGUGGAUGCUGAUGCCGCACCGGAGGAUCUGGUUCGGGCAGAGCUGGGUCGGCUUGAAGAUUUGGAUACAGUGCGACGUGGCCGACCCUGACUUCGGACGGAGGCUGGACAUUGGAGGAGUUCCGGAUGCGGAGCGACGCGAUCGCAGGGAUACAGCGACGGAGUUCGCCGGUGACUGGACUUGUCUGCGCAUCGGUUGGUUUACACAUGAGAUGGUGAGUGUGAAAUUUCAACGCUCCCAAAGCAUUAUCAUGUAACGUAAUGCAUGCUGCAAAACGCUUUGAUUUCCAACGAAAAAAAUAGAGGUGGUGGUUUAUUGUUUUCAAAAUUGUAUAAUUUUACAUCUCUCAGAGAAUCAUGUGUGAAAUAAUUAUGUUAUCUCCGAUUGACUAGAUCCGGAUUAUGUUAUCUGGAUGAUUAACACUUAACUAUUUGGACACUUGUCCUGAUACAAUCAUUUUCUUGGAUAUUCUUAUUUACAUUUAUGAAGCAUAGAGAAAUGGAAAAAUUGUUAUUACACUGAGAAGAAAUA
Odontomachus brunneus is the source of this 812-nucleotide messenger RNA. RefSeq lists its product as uncharacterized. The coding region runs from base 286 to 537 and encodes 83 amino acids. The record is from RefSeq and is a predicted model, not a curated record. NCBI's taxonomy places the organism in Eukaryota, Metazoa, Arthropoda, Insecta, Hymenoptera, Formicidae. The transcript has 5 exons.